This is a messenger RNA of Musca vetustissima, 1977 nucleotides long. RefSeq lists its product as uncharacterized. Lineage: Eukaryota; Metazoa; Arthropoda; Insecta; Diptera; Muscidae. The annotation marks the transcript as partial. The transcript has a single exon. The record is from RefSeq and is a predicted model, not a curated record. Gene Ontology annotation, molecular function: nucleic acid binding; zinc ion binding.
AUGGAAGAAGCUGCAAAUCAAAGUUUUAAUGUUGCUCCAGUAACAGUGCUUCAAUCGUCGAAUGUGCCGGAAUUCAACCCUAAUGUGGAGUCGUGGAACGUUUGGAAGGAGAGAUUGGACAUUCAUUUUUUUGAAAUUAACUGUUCGGACGAGAACACCAAAAAGUCAAUUUUGUUGAAAUCAAUUGGUGCUGUGCCGUACAGAGUUUUGCAUAGUUUAUGCAGUCCGGAGUCUCCAGUGUCCGUGUCGUAUAAAAAGCUGUGUGAGAUUUUAGAUACACAAUAUACCCCACCAACUAUUGUAUUUAGUGAGCGGAAGAAGUUUCAUUUGUGUAGCAAAGCUGAAAAUGAGUCGGUUGCUGAAUGGUAUGCUCGUGUAAAAACAUUAGCACUCAAUUGCAAGUUUGGUGUCAGCUUGGAUGCAUUUGUACUUAAUCAAUUUGUUAUGGGUUUGCCAAAUUUCAUCUUUGAACGAUUGUGUGAAGAAGAUGAAACCCUAACAGUACAAAGUGCAUUAAGAAAGGCUAUGAUUUUGGAAACGAAGCAUAUGGCAAAGGCAGAGGAGAAAAGUCAAUGCACUGUAAAUUUGGUUAACGGUCAGAAAUAUGCAAAAAAUCACUAUGGUGGUGGUGGCAGAGGCAGCACUGGCAGUGGUAAUAGAGAUGGUGGUAGCAGCAGCAGCAAACGUAACAACAAUAGCAGAGACAACAAUAGCAGAGACAGCAAGAGCGGCGGUGGCAAGAAAUAUGCAUGUUCUCAUUGUGGUUGGAGAAAUCAUAGUUCUCAGUCUUGCAAAUAUAAAGAGAGCAGAUGUCAUUCGUGUGGAAAAAUUGGUCAUUUGGCAUCGGUCUGCUAUAGUAGGAAAAAGAGUGUAAAUUAUGUAUCGAAUGAAAUUAAUGACGUUGAGAGUGAUGUUCAUGAAUAUAACAAUGUUUUCGAUUAUUCUAUUUUUAGUGUGGCUGAGAAAGAAAAUGGUGAUGUGUAUUCUCUGGAUGUUGUUGUUGAUGGUGUGGAACUGAAGGCAGUGUGUGAUACAGGUGCACCAUGUACGUUGUUGCCGAUUUCAUUUUUGGAAGAGAACGGAAUUAAGAGAAAAUUGAGAUCGUGUAAAGUGCCAUAUGUAGAUUACAAUGGUGUUAAGCUGAAGUUGGCUGGUGAAUAUGAUGCAAGUGUAACGUAUAAAGGUAAUACCAAAUCAGUAGUGGUAGUUGUUGUUGUUACGAAGAAUCCUCCGUUGCUUGGUCGAUCGUUUUUACGAGCUUUUAAUUUUGAAUUAUUACAAGUUAACAACAUUCAAGUCUCUGAUAUGAACAUGACAAUUGUUAAUCAGUUGAAAAAUGAAUUCAAUGGAGUUUUUGAUGGUAAAUUGGGAAAGUUUAAUGGAUGCACAAUUUCCCUACAAGUUGUUAGUGACGCAGUACCAAUAUUUUGCAAACCAAGGCCAUUGCCACUAGCUUGGAAAGAACGAGUUGAAAAACAUUUACGUCAAUUAAUUGCCUCAGACGUCUUGGAACCCAUAGAUAAUUCGGAUUGGGGUACUCCCCUUGUUCCUAUUUUAAAACCCAAUGGUGAUUUGAGGAUUUGUGGUGAUUAUAAGGUCACAUUGAACAAGUUUUUGGUUGAUUUCAAGUAUCCUCUACCUAGGAUUGAUGAAAUUUUUGCUUCGUUGGAAGGUGGUGAAGUUUUCACCAAACUAGAUCUUUCAAAUGCUUAUAAUCAGCUUGUUCUAGAUGACGAUUCUCAACUUUUGUGUGCGUGGAGUACUCAUAUUGGAACCUUAAAAGUUAAACGUUUACCCUUUGGUGUGAAAACAGCGGCAGCAAUUUUUCAAAAGACUAUUGAGAAUUUGUUAAGAGAUAUUCCGUGUGUUGUGGUUUAUCAGGACGACAUAACCGUUACUGGAAAGAAUUUGAGUGAACAUAUUUCGACGUUAAGGCGUGUAUUAGAGAAGCUACAGUCUUCGGGAUUAAAACUUAAC